AACAGAUGAACGGUGGUGAUUCUACCACCAAGCACGCUCAGUAGACUAGACUACAACCGACUUUAUAUCGCAAAGUGGAUGGAAAAUAUAUGUUCAAUGUACUUUAUAUGAGCUAUAGCUAUUACUGAUAGUAAUUUAGAGAGUGAUUGAGGAAGUGAACCCAUGCGGUGAGUGUGCGUAAAAUCAACACCUUCUCUCCAGACUGGCUUCAAUACGCAGCGGUGUCUUUUCAGCUAGCGGCACAUAGAAUAAAGCGGACCGUCAGUUCAUGUUUCAACAGAGAGCGAAAGUGACCUGCACAUUGGUCCUCGUUGUCUUCUAUCCAUUUUUAAAAUGUUAUGAUGUGAACUUAUAUGAGGUGCAGGGGUAUGAUUGUGAGCCCCAUUCCCUUUCCAUCGACUCUUGGACAACUGUAAAAGGGAAUGCUAUUGAGGUAGUCUGUGGCAGGAUCUUAUACAAUAGCUCGCAGCCGGUUAUCAGCGCUUGCGGUCUAUCCACUUUGAUCUCCCCGAAGUCCCUCUCUGUCUCCCACCAUGGAGAGUCUGAGUGAGUUGCAGAACCCACUUCUAAAUAAGACCAGCAGCAGACACAUGGUCCACAACGACUACCAGGCUUACCAGAGUGACUACCCCAACCACCAGUACCAGAAGAACAUCAUUGGCUACUUUGUCACAGGCAGCAACGGCAAGACUCAGGCCCAGCAGUUCUUGGAUGCUACCUCUCUGCACCUGGCAGUGGAGGCCUUCUAUAGGCCCAACUUUAUCCUGUAUAAGGACAAUGUCAACCUCCAGAGCAAGGACUCUAAGAGUGAGAGCUCCGAGACCACCUUCACAGAGAACAAGGACAGUGUGGUGGGAGUGGAGGGAGCCCCCAUAGAGGACCCUCAGGACAAACUACUGGGAGAGAAGGAUGUAACGAUCCAGACUGUGUCCUAUGAGGUGGAGGAGGAAGGACACGAGUAUGAGAGCGACAGCUCCAGUGACACUGAGAGUGAGGACAAUUUCAUCAUGCUGCCCCCCAGGGACCACCUGGGCCUGGCCAUCUUCUCCAUGCUCUGCUGCUUCUGGCCCCUAGGGAUCGUUGCCUUCUACUUCUCCCAGAGGACUAGCAAGGCCAUUGCUAAGGGAGACUUCUCCAGGGCAAGCAGUAGCUCCAGAAGAGCCCUGUUCCUCGCUGCCCUCUCCAUCACCAUCGGGGCAGGGAUGUACGUGGGGGUGGUGGUGGCCCUCGUAGCCUACCUGUCCAAGUCUGGAGGACACAUAUAGCAGCAGAACCAGGGCCACAGGGGAGUGCUUAGGAAGCUGUCCUUGCUAUGAAGCAUCAUGCCCUAUACAUGUGGCUCUGUCUGGAUGUUUGGGUUGUGGAGCAGGAGAGAGGAGGAGAGGAAGGAACAGAGGGAGAGUCAGUGUUUUGAAAUGUUUACCCUGACCAAACAAUGUAAACCACAGACGUAUCCAUCUGGAUUACACCCUUGUGUCUAUUUCCCGGCCACUUCUCUCUAAGUUUAUCAGCCUGAUAAGGAUGUUUGAGGUUCACAAAUUAAUGAGGGAAAACACCAAAGGAAAGAGGAAAAUACUAUUUCCCCACAAUGACUGUCAUGCUCCUAGUAAAAUUAAAGUGAUGAUACUAAUUCCAGAGCUAACCUCCUCCACUGAUCUUCAUCAUUAUCAUGGAGGCCCCCAUCCAUAAUUUUUGCUGUUCUGUGUAAAUACGUAUUGUGCCAAUUGUGUUUUUGGUCUUAUUGAUUUCCAUGCCACAGUGAGUCAUAACGAGCCAGUCAUUGUGUCUGAAAUGCUACAUCAAGAAGGCUUACUUUACUGAUUAUUCAUCAAACUGGUCGCCAGUCCAGGUUCCGGAAUAUUAAUCUGCCAUCAUCAGUCAAUAGACUCUAAACACGGAAAGAGGAAAAUGUGUUUAUUGUGCACUGUAUCUCCUUUCAGAAUAAAUACAUUUGGCAUGAAUAAUGAUUUACCUGUUGCCUGUCUUUCUCGCUUAUUCAUUGUCUCAUUGAGGAGUGUGGAGGGAGGCAUUGCUGACCGUGUAAUAGAUGGAUGUCAGAAUGCAUUGUUGGCCACUGUGAGUUAUAUUGACAAUUUGCUUGCCUCCCGGCUUCUCCCCUCACUGGCACGGCUUCUCUGUUCUCUGCGUUUGGCAUCACUCAUGGUCUAGCCUUGAGGUGACUUUAACUGCCAGCAAGCUAAAAGCUCAGGAACAAAGCAUACAUUCUGGAGUCAGGAUGGCAGAACGAAACGAGUGCAGUCUUUUAUUCACCUGGAGACUGGAGCGCCAUCAAGCCCAUCUCUCUCUCUCGCUCUCUCUCUCUCUCUCUCCCUCCCCCUCCCCCUUCUUUGUCUGGCAUCUCAUCAGCACCACCAAAGCCAGCAGAAUGACCCAAAUACACAGGGAGACGUUCUUAACUCUAACACCAAUGUCCUUGAGUUCCCUCUGUGUGUUUGAAUAACAACAUUGUCACGCUCUGGUUCCGGGACGUUGUUAUUGAACCAGGGUGUG
This is a messenger RNA of Coregonus clupeaformis (lake whitefish), 2511 nucleotides long. RefSeq names its product synapse differentiation-inducing gene protein 1-like. Gene Ontology annotation, cellular component: membrane; intracellular membrane-bounded organelle. The coding region runs from base 534 to 1265 and encodes 243 amino acids. The record is from RefSeq and is a predicted model, not a curated record. NCBI's taxonomy places the organism in Eukaryota, Metazoa, Chordata, Actinopteri, Salmoniformes, Salmonidae. The transcript is spliced from 4 exons.